This is a messenger RNA of Vigna radiata var. radiata (mung bean), 1670 nucleotides long. RefSeq lists its product as uncharacterized. The coding region runs from base 49 to 1446 and encodes 465 amino acids. Gene Ontology annotation, molecular function: glycosyltransferase activity. The record is from RefSeq and is a predicted model, not a curated record. Lineage: Eukaryota; Viridiplantae; Streptophyta; Magnoliopsida; Fabales; Fabaceae. The transcript is spliced from 6 exons.
AAGCUUAUAUAUAAUGGUAAGUGUGGAAGAGUUAGAAAAGGAUAAACAAUGGUGAAGCAUUUGCAAGCGUUGAUGGCAAUGCGGAGCAAGAAAUGCGUGCUGACGGUCCUUGCGCUCUUCGCUCUCUCCACUCUCACUCUCCUCUUCAUCCGAACCUCUUCCGAUUCCUGCAACACCGCGCUUCUUCAGCUUCGACUUUUGGAACCUUCUCAGACUCGGACCGAAUCCUCAUCGGAACCGAACUCCAAUCCUCUCCAAUUCAUGAAGUCGAAGCUCGUUCUCAUGGUUUCGCACGAACUCUCUCUCUCCGGCGGACCUCUCUUGCUCAUGGAACUAGCGUUUCUGCUGCGCGCCGCUGGAUCUGACGUCGUUUGGACCACAAUUCAGAAACCGCCGCAAACCGACGAUGUCGUCUAUGCUCUGGAGAACAAAAUGCUCGAUAGAGGAGUGCAGGUGCUGGAUGGAAAAGAUGAGAAGGGCGUGGACACAGCAUGUAAGGCUGACUUGGUGAUUUUGAAUACAGCUGUGGCUGGGAAGUGGCUUGAUGCUGUUCUCAAAGAGAAAGUUUCGGAGGUUCUUCCAAAGGUUUUGUGGUGGAUUCAUGAAAUGCGAGGGCAUUAUUUCAACGUGGAGUAUGUUAAGCACCUCCCUUUUGUUGCAGGUGCCAUGAUCGAUUCUUAUACAACUGCUGAAUACUGGAAGAAUAGGACUAGGGAGAAUUUAGGGAUUAAAAUGCCAGAAACCUAUGUUGUGCAUCUUGGAAAUAGCAAGGAGCUUAUGGAGGUUGCGGAAGAUAGUGUGGCCAAGACGGUUCUUCGAGAACAUGUUCGAGAAUCUCUGGGAGUGAGGAAUGAUGACCUACUUUUUGCCAUCAUAAAUAGUGUUUCACGUGGUAAAGGGCAGGAUUUAUUUCUUCGGGCCUUUUAUGAAAGUUUGCUGCUCAUCAAGGAGAAGAAACUGCAAGUGCCAUCUUUGCAUGCUGUAGUUGUAGGGAGUGAUAUGAAUGCCCACACGAAGCUUGAAAAAGAAUUGCGUCAGUUUGUCAUGGAGAAAAAAAUCCAGGACCGUGUUCACUUUGUUAACAAAACAUUGGCAGUGGCUCCAUACCUGGCUUCUAUUGAUGUUCUUGUUCAGAAUUCUCAGGGUAGGGGAGAAUGUUUUGGGAGGAUAACCAUUGAAGCAAUGGCAUUUCGCUUGCCUGUACUUGGAACUGCAGCUGGGGGCACCAUGGAGAUUGUGGUGAAUGGGACAACUGGUUUGCUGCACCCGAUUGGAAAAGCAGGUGUGACACCUCUUGCAAAAAACAUAAUGAAUUUGGCAACUCAUGUUGAGAGGAGGCUGACUAUGGGAAAGAAAGGAUAUGAGAGAGUGAAGGAGAGAUUUCUAGAGCCUCAUAUGGCACAGAGAAUUGCAUCGGUUCUUAAGGAUGUGCUACGGAAAGGGUAACCACAAUUUUCAGCUUAGGCAUUUUUUCUGUUCUAAAAUUGGAAAUCCUACAGGAUAGAGAGAAUGUCAUAAAUAGUGUCAAUUGUAUACCACUGUUGCUCAUGCCAUAUGUAGCAUAUGCUGUAAGAAACUGUUCUAUUUAUAGGCUUUUGAUACACAUCUACACAUCAUAUUCUUUAAUUUUCUAUAUCAAUUGUUGAGAUUAUUUAUUUGUUUUAUCCUUA